CGCAUCUUCGACGUGCUGGUGGAUGGCCCUCUGAGCUAGCCACCUUCACCCCGUCACCCGCCGCGGCCAGACGAUCAGCACACUGCAUCCAUGCCCGACGAACACCUUGUCGUGCCCCAUGCGAAUCCUGCUUCUCCACGCUCUGAACCCGCUGCGCCCCCGUACCCACGACGCUCUCCAGGCCUCUCUCACAACCUCUCCGCCUCCACGCCAGGCGCAGCCUUUCCCGUAGAUGGCAGAUGGUCACCGCCACCUGCUGCACGCCUACACGAACCCGCUCUCCACCACCGGCGUCUCUAGCGAUCAGAUCGCCAACGGCCUGUUUCUGAACUCCCUCCUCUCACAUCUCGCCGCCGCCCAGUCGUCACCGCAAUCCAAACCGACCCGCGGCUCCGCGAGCCAGGAUACGCGCGGCAUGUACGGCCAGAAUCACCAGCAGGGGCACAACUCCCGUAUCAAUGGCGCGCCGGGCCGUCAGCAGGCCAUGCCCAUGCUGUACAACUUUCAGCAGCAGUCGGGCCAUCCGCACCAGACCCAUGCGCAGCACCACCAGGCCAUCCAGCAAGACCAUGGCGGCGCGGCCAUCAUGGGCCACUCGGCCUUCUCCAGCGGUGUCUUGCCGAACGCCAGUCCCUUCUCCGCGAGCAACCUGCAGAACGGCCACACGUCCUCCUCCCGGGCGGGCCAGACACAGCAAAUCACCGAGCACUGGGCGGAGCAGCUGCGGUUGCACAAAGAGGCCGAACGGGCCCACGCCACCAUGACGGAGCAACACCAGCCCCACUUCUAUGCGAGGCUUAAGGCUGCCGAGAACAGAGGCAUUGGUGGCACGUCCCUGACGGCCGGCGAUUCGGGGCCCUCGGCCGACGGCGAGGACGAUAGGAGAAGACCGUGGAGCCUGGAGAAGACCAACAAACGGCAGGAUUGGUAUAACCUCGACAUGAGCGGCCAGGGCCUGCGCGUCCUUGCUCCGCCCCUGUUCGCCUACGAGUUCUUGCAGGAGCUCUACAUCGCGUCCAACCGGUUGACGUAUCUUCCUGCCGAGAUCGGCAGGCUCCGGCACCUGCGGCACCUCGACGCCUCCAACAACCUCAUCUCCGAGCUGCCCCCCGAGAUUGGCAUGUGCACCAACCUCAAGUCGCUCUACCUGUUCAACAACCAGAUCCGCGAUCUGCCCUCCGAGUUCGGGUCACUCUACCUGUUGGAUAUGCUCGGCAUCGAAGGGAACCCCCUCGAUCCGUCCCUUAAGCAGGAGAUCAUGGGGGGCGACACAAAGAGCUUGGUCAACAAGCUCCUUCUCAAAGCUCCAGUGCCCAUUCCGCCCGCCGAGAGAAAGCCGAUUAUUAUCCAAGAAGACGUGUCGCCGAACCUCGAACGGAUCAAGAUCCUCACAUGGAAUAUCCUCUGUGACAAGUUCGCCACGCCCACUCUUUACGGCUACACACCCCCGGCUGCGCUCUCCUGGGACUACCGGAAAGAGAGGAUCAUCCAGGAACUACACGAGAGAGAGGCAGACAUCCUGUGCCUCCAGGAGAUUGCCACCGACGUCUUCCGCGACUUCUUCAGCCCGGAACUGGCACAGGACGGAUACAAGGGGGUGCACUGGCCGAGGCCCAAGGCGAAAACCAUGUCCGAGAAAGACGCGCAGUCGGUCGACGGGUGCGCGGUAUUCUACAAGGCCAGCAAGUGGAUCCUCCUCGACAAGCAGCUUCUCGACUACGCGAACAUUGCCAUCAACCGGCCGGACAUGAAGAACCAGCACGACAUCUUCAACCGGGUCAUGCCCAAGGACAACAUCGGUCUGAUUUGCUUCUUCGAGAGCAGGCAGACGGGGGCGCGCCUGAUUGUCGCAAACACCCACCUGGCCUGGGAACCGACGCUGCCGGAUGUCAAGCUGGUGCAGACAGCCAUCAUGAUGGAGAACAUCACGAAGCUGGCCGAGAAAUACGCCCGGUGGCCGGCGCUCAAAGACAAGAAGAUGAUUCAGCUGCCGGCCGAGGAAGGCGAGGAACGGGCCGACGUGCCCGAGCCUGCCCCUUCGCAAGAGUACCGCAACAACACGGACAUUCCCCUGCUCGUGUGCGGCGACUACAACUCGACCUACAACAGCAGCGUCUACGAGCUCCUCUCCAAGGGUCGCGUCCCUCCCAACCACGCCGACUUUGGCGACCACCAGUACGGCAGCUUCACGCGCGACGGUGUCGAGCAUCCCUUCAGCAUGCGUUCGGCGUACGUCCACCUGAACGGCACUCCCGACGAACUGACCUUCACCAACUACGUCCCCGGGUUCGCCGAGGUGAUCGACUACAUCUGGUACUCGACCAACACGCUCGAGGUGGUCAGCCUGCUGGGCCCCCCGGAUCGUGAUCAUCUGAAGCGCGUGCCGGGGUUUCCGAACUAUCACUUCCCCGCGGAUCACAUCCAGAUCAUGGCCGAGCUGGUCAUCAAGGCGCGGAAGGACAAGAAGAUGGUGCAAGAGCCGGAUUUCGGGUCAUCGAGCAACGAUAGGAAGGGUUGAUCCCCCGAUCUCCUCCCCCCCACCCCAAAAAGAAGCUCGAACGCUGCCCAUUCUUUUUAUUUUUCUUCGGACCGUCAUCCUCUCGUCUUUCCCGUGUCCCCAGAGGUCUCAUGAUCGGUUUUGGUUUGGCUUGGCUUGAGCGUUUGGUU
This is a messenger RNA of Thermothelomyces thermophilus ATCC 42464, 2667 nucleotides long. RefSeq lists its product as uncharacterized. NCBI's taxonomy places the organism in Eukaryota, Fungi, Ascomycota, Sordariomycetes, Sordariales, Chaetomiaceae. The transcript is spliced from 2 exons. Gene Ontology annotation, cellular component: cytoplasm; CCR4-NOT complex; nucleus. Gene Ontology annotation, biological process: nuclear-transcribed mRNA poly(A) tail shortening. The record is from RefSeq and is a predicted model, not a curated record. Bases 233 to 2518 code for a protein of 761 amino acids. Gene Ontology annotation, molecular function: protein binding; poly(A)-specific ribonuclease activity.